CAUUUGAGAUUUGAACGUACAAUUUAUUGGAUUUAGUGAUUAGUUGAAUUUCAGAGAAAGAAACUUCGCGUUUGCUCAAUGUUUGGUUACGGUAAAUGUUGAAAAUUUGAAGGUACAAUUUGGCUUUAGUGAUUAGUUGACGUUUAAAGAAAUGAUUUUUGUUUUCACCGAAAGUUCGGAUAGAAUGUUGGUAUUUUCAAUCCUUUUAUUAGUGUUUUCAGCAAAGGUCACAAAUGGAUUUCAUGUUGAAAAGUACGUCCACCAUUCAAUGGAAUACGACCCAAAAGAUCAAGAAGGAGAAGGGAGUUCGGAAAUAGUGGAAUUGAAAUAUCCCAGCAGAGGACGUUCUUUGGGACUUUUUGACUUGCUGACUGAGAUCCUUGAAACAGUGCAGCUUGCAGCCAAAGCUGAUUUACGUCGCGCCAGAAAAAGACAGAAAAUUAAAUUAGCAUAUGAGCAUCGUUGAUUGUGCAAUAGAAAAAUGUAAUAUGAUAGAAUAGAGUUUAAACUUUUUAUCCGCUUUGAUCGUACGAAACUGUAAAUUUAUUAGUUUAUCUAUACAUUUAUAAAAACAAUAUCAUUCCUAACUCAUUAUGAAUGAUUGGGAAAGGAACAACAGGCUCAAAGCCCGAAACUGUACCUUUCCCAAAUUCGGAUAGAAUUAGUCCAAAAAUAGAUUAUGCUCAUCACUUCAUAAGUUUUGAGUCCAAAAUAUUUAUAAACUAGGAAUUUAGAAAAUUUUAACGGUGAAUCUAUGAGAACUAGAUAGAUGUAAAUUCUUACAUAGGCUAACAUCAAUUUUUCUAUUAGUAAUUUAUAAAGAUAAAGAAUAAGUAAACUGUAAUUAAUGGUAGAAAUUACUUUUUGAUUCCUGUUUUAAUUUUCAACAGAUUAGCAACCUGCUAGCCAAAUUGUGCAACUAUUGACAAAUUUAAUACGAUAACUAACAAGAGGAUCAACUAAUUUUAAACAAUUCAUGAAUUGAAAUACUUUUGUGAAUAUAAAAAAGAUUUGGCAAUCUAUUUUCAACCUUUAAUGCAUACUCAUGAAUAUUUUUCUAUGAUUUUUACGCAGAAUAACAAUUUAGUUCAAACUGAAAGUACAAUGGCAAUGUUCAAUUGUAUCUUGUCUCAUUUUUCAAAGAAAAAACCUAAUAAAUGAAGAAUGCUAAAUAUUCCCUGAUCAACCUAAUACAAAUGAAUUACAGUAUAUGAAAUAGUAUUCAAAACAUUUAUUGCUUCAAAUGAUAAAAUGAAACUUAACUGAUAAAAAAUCAAGCAAAAAAUAAUUUUGGAUCAUAGUUUCCAAAUUUUUACUUCAUCUCCAGUUCUAACGGCCUUGGACGUCAUCGCGUUGUUGCCUGAUUUGUUCAUCGGUUCUCCUGCAUCACUUUCGUUGGAUGUUAUCAUUCCACGGCAGUUAAAUUGAUUACGUUGAAACAAGAGUUGAUAUUUUUGUAGUCGGAGAAUGAGCGAUUGGAGGUUGUAUCACCAUGGUUGAAAUUAUUAUCAGACUAGGAUCAGUCGCAUGAGAAACAAAUUCAGUUUAACCACCAUAAAAUUACGUCAUCAUAUUAACGGUAGAUUUAUUAAUUGGUUUGGUUGGAUAACAUAAUUUCACGGUGGUUAAAUUUUUAUUGAGUUUUUUGCAAUGUUCUUUGCUAAUAUAUAAACUGCAUAAGAUAUCAUAUCUUAGCGCUGCAAUCACAUUUCCGGUAGGUAUAACUUUAUAACGAACUUUUCAACUGCGUUGUUUACAAUAUGAUUUGUAAAGGAAAAUUUUGUACAAGGAAAACAAUGAAUAGAACAUUUUUAAAUGAAACUUAUUACAGUUUAUUAAUCAAAAAUUAAAAUUAAAAAUAAUACUAGUACAAUUGAAUAUUGAGUUUGGGCAACAUGAAAUAAGAACACAUCAACAGUAUCAACUCGAACAAACUAUUAAAUGAUUGUGAAGAAAGCAGCUAUUAUAUUUAUAAGAUAUUAAACUUCAUCAAAAUAGCAAUAUGAAGAAAGCAAUGCAUGUUAAUUUUGUGAUAGAAAUAAAUUAGGUAACUAUGAAAGUACUAACAAAAUGCAUAGCAACAAGUACACUAAGUAUUCAAAAUAUAAAUAAAGUUUAAAUUUAGCAAUGUA
Molecule: messenger RNA, 2132 nt
Organism: Nilaparvata lugens (brown planthopper)
Lineage: Eukaryota; Metazoa; Arthropoda; Insecta; Hemiptera; Delphacidae
Exons: 2
Coding region: 152-466 (104 amino acids)
Source: RefSeq, a predicted model, not a curated record